Molecule: messenger RNA, 7160 nt
Organism: Schistocerca nitens (vagrant locust)
Lineage: Eukaryota; Metazoa; Arthropoda; Insecta; Orthoptera; Acrididae
Gene: l(3)mbt
Product: lethal(3)malignant brain tumor-like protein 3
Exons: 14
Coding region: 352-5031 (1559 amino acids)
Biological process (GO): regulation of DNA-templated transcription
Cellular component (GO): nucleus
Molecular function (GO): zinc ion binding; protein binding
Source: RefSeq, a predicted model, not a curated record
AUUAUUGUUGCAUUUGAAGAGCGACUUUUAAGUUUGGAUCUGCUUGUUGGUUUGCAGCACUUUUUUCGUAGGAUGAAAGCGCUUGUGACAUGCGAAUAUCAGUGCUUGUCUUCGGAGUUGCGUGAUGUUAAUUUUAUUUGCCCGUUUCUUGCGAGCAAGAGAAUUGCAAAAUGAUAAUGCGUGAUUUUACGAUGCGCACAUAUUGUUGAUCACAUACUCAAAAAGUAAAACCAACAUACAGGUUUUCUUCACAAUAUGCCUGUUCUCUCAAGUGAAGAAGUGAGAAAAAGAAACUUUUUGUUUAUUAAAUUUUGUUGUUAGUAGUGCCAGCAACAUUAACAAUACUUUACAAUGAAUACGCCAAUGAUUACAACAGUUGCUGCCCAAACAACAACUGCAACAGAAUCUCCAACUUCAGUUUUGGUCACCAGGCAAACGGUAGAAAAAAGUCCUGUUGAAAUUCCUGUAGUGUCAUGCCCAACAGCUCGAUCAGUUGUCACAUCAAGCAGUGCCAAAGUGAUGCCUGUAUUCUACAUUCAGAGUUCAUCAUCAGGCACCGUUCGUGUAGCACCUGCUAAUGGUACCACUGCUGCCAGCACAGCAGGCACUUCAACUAUUCAGAAGCUGCCUACAGCUCCAAGAAUAGUUGCUGGUGCACAUUCUGUGAAACAGCCUACACAACACUUGGUUAUACAACAAGCUGGUGGAAAACAGUAUGCCUAUGUGGGUACCAUCAUCAAACCACAUGGAAACAAGGAACUUCUGUUAUCAGCGGGAGUUCUGCCCAAGCUUGCACCAGCUCCUGCUCCGCCACCUCCUACUGUUAAUGUUGCUGCAAACCAGCCACCGGCUCAAGUACAGGUGACAGGAUCUGGAAAUACUGCUUCAAAUAAAAUGACAUCUCUGCUUGUUACUUUGCCACCAGGAGCACAACAUGUUCCAUCAAAGCCAGGCAUGAUAAAUCUGAAGAUAUCAAAUGGCCAAAUUCACACAGACAAUAAAGGCUGCAUCACAGUUCUUCGUGAUUCUUCAAAAGUACUACCAACCACGCCUACACUUCAACCAGCAACAGUGAAGCCCAAUGGCUUGCUGAUACCUGAAGUUACAUCCAGUACACUAACUUUAACUCCAGUGUCUUCAGAAGCACACACCCAAUCUGUGCCAAUAGUGACCCAGCAGCCAGUGAUACUUCCUGCACCUCCUGUGUUGCAACCACAGCAGCCAAGACCAGAGCCAUUGGCACAGCAACGACAAAGAGUCCAGCAGCAGCAGCCUCAGCAGCAGCAGCAGCAGCAGCAACAACAACAACAACAACAACAACAACAAAAGCCACAGCAAUUGCAGCUUCUACAACACCAUCCUCAAAAACAGCAACAAGUGGUACAACUGCAACCAGAACAGCAGCAGCAUCUACUUCAACAGCAGCAGAAAGUGAAACAGGAGCAGCAGCAACUACUUCAGCAGCAGCAGAAAGUGAAACAGGAGCAGCAGCAACAGAAAUUAAAGCAGGAACAGCAGUUACAGAAACUUAAACAGGAGCAACAACAGCAACUGCAGAAGUUAAAGCAAGAACAGCAGCAGCAGAAACAUCAGUUAGUUCCCAGCUCAUGUGCUAUUGCUGUCGUUCCAACUACUGGGACAGCCACAGUCAUUUCUGUUCCUGCUGUUGUCACUUCAUCUCAUGGGACUUUAUCUGUUGUCCCUAAGCUUAAGGAAGACAGCACACGUAUUAAUACUGUUGUCACAACUGUCACAACAACUAGUAUCACCAGUGUUACAACUGUUAGCAGUUCAGCCUUGGGAACCGUACCUGCUGCCCUCAAAGCAAAGGAUGAUAGUGGCUGUACUGUAACUGCAGCAACAAUAGCUGGAACGACUGCCGUCAUCACUGUUCCUGUUUCUGUUAGCCCAUCUCCUCGUUCUGCAUCUGGUGCUCCAAAGAUGGUGGAAGAUAACACACGUACUUCUGUGCUUGCCACGAGCACUGCAACAGCUUCUCUCAUCACUAUUCCCAAUGCUGGUACAACACCUCAUGCAACUGUAUCAGUUGCUCCUAAGAUGAAAGAAGAUAGUGUACGUACAACCUCUGUUCUCACAACUGCUGGGACCACCAUCAUCAGUAUUCCUGCCGCAGUCAGUCCAUCUCCUACCACAGUAUGUGCAGCUGUAAAAUCAAAAGAAGACGGCACACGUAAUACACAGGACCUAAACCGUUGCCUACAGGAGGCAGUUGAUUCAUUUUCACCACCCCAUGUUCAGAAUGAUGAAGUAACACUGAUAAAAGUGGUCAAACCAGAUGGGCCUGAUGCUUCCCCCCGGCCUGCACAGUUGCCACCAGAGGAUGAUGUCAAAAUAGAACUCGUGAAGCAGGAUGUCACAGUGAGACAAAGCCAGCCGCCAACUCAGGCCACCGAUAUUGACAGUGAUGACUUUGAUCCCAUGAAAGUUCUUGAAUGGAAGAAUGGAGUUGGCACUCUACCAGGUAGUGACCUUAAGUUUCGCAUGAAUGAAUUUGGAAUUAUGGAGAUGAUUGAUGAAGAUGACUGUGAAAAGCUGAAGCAAGACUGUAAAUCAGCCCCUGAAGCUCAGGAAUGUGAAAAUGCUGAACAAACAUCAGCUACAAAUGAUUGCUCUUCCAUUCUUAAGGCUGUGGACAAAAGGGAGGAAAAACAUUCCAGUACCACUCCCUCUUUACAACAGCAAGUCGUACGUCCUCCCAAGAAGGAGAACCCAUCUGGAGGUAAUUCAGGACAAGCAGCUGAUGGAGGCAGCAGCAGUAGUGGCACUGAUGAAAUCUAUUGUUGUGAGGGAUGUGGCUGUUAUGGAUUGUCAACAGAAUUUGUCUCUUCACGGUUCUGUAGUGAUCUUUGUGCUUCAAACUUUGCAAAUAGGCGUGCUCAACAGAGCAAACGUGAACGUGAUUUGCUUCUACUCCGUUUGCGGCGACGCAAGAAACGUUUAUUGCAGUUAAUGCAACAGCAGCAGUCGCAAAACUAUGCACGGCAUCGUCUGCGACCAAUGCCUCGUGAUCGUCAGUUACUUCAGCAUUUACAACAUCAUUAUGCUCGUGCUGUGCAAAGUGGCAUGGUGUCCAGUACUGCAAAAGAAAACUGUGAAAUAGAGAUAUCUGCACAGCCUGUGGCCAAGUCUGAUGAAACAGCAGAUGAUGUAUCAGAUGACAAAACCACUGUUUCAUGGCUCUCAAGCAAGAAAGGUUUCUUAUGGCCAAAAUAUCUGGAACAUUGUAAAGGGAAACAAGCUCCACAGAAGCUGUUUCGUGACCCUUUUCCAUAUAUGAAAAAUGGCUUCAAAGUUGGCAUGAAACUUGAGGGAAUUGAUCCUGAACAUCCAUCAUAUUUUUGUGUGCUCACUGUUUCUGAUGUACAAGGCUAUCGUAUCAGACUGCACUUUGAUGGCUACCCUGACAAUUAUGACUUUUGGGUAAAUGCGGAUUCAGUUGAUAUUUUCCCAGCGGGUUGGUGUGAGAAAAACAAUCAUAAGCUACAUCCACCAAAAGGCUAUUCGCCUGCCAGUUUCAACUGGAAUGCCUAUCUCAAGCAGUGUCAUGCUCAGGCUGCUCCGAGGAAUCUCUUUGCCAAUAAGCCUGGAAAUGCUGUGUGUCCUAGUGGCUUCCGUAUAGGUAUGAAGUUGGAGGCAGUGGAUCGCAAGAACAAAAACUUGGUAUGUGUGGCUACAGUGGCAGACAUUGUUGAUAACAGGAUACUAGUACAUUUUGAUGGUUUGGAUGAAGCGUUUGAUUAUUGGGCAGAUCCCUCAUCUCCAUACAUACAUCCUGUUGGCUGGUGUGAAGAGCACAAUCGUCAGCUUACACCACCUAAAACUCAUCACUUCCCUCUGCAUUUCUCUUGGCCACAAUAUCUUCGAGAAACAAAAUCGGUACCAGCACCCGCGAGAGCAUUUAAGCAGCGACCACCAUCAGGUUUCAGACCUGGUAUGCAUCUUGAAUGUGUUGACAAACGAGUGCCACAACUUAUUCGUGUCGCCACAGUUUCUGCAGUGCGUGGUCACCAGCUGAGAAUUGAAUUUGAUGGUUGGCCACGGGAGUACGGUUACUGGGUGGAUGAUGACGCUCCUGAUUUACAUCCUGUUGGUUGGUGUCAAAAGACCGGUCAUCCACUGGAACCACCACUCGUGCCAGAAGAAACUGGAAGUAACUCAGAAUGUCCAAUUUUGGGCUGUAAUGGAGUGGGGCAUAUCAAAGGUCCCAAAUUUGCAAUGCAUACUUCAGCAGAGUUCUGCCCAUAUGCCCCAGGAAAUUUCCAGUGCAUGGCUCACAUUUCUGACCGAUUGUCUGACAAAGUGGCAAGCACUGAAACCCAGUCAGAAACGUGUUCUUCAGAAAAAAUGAAAGUUCAGGAGCUCCACAAGAAUCCAGUAGGACGGCCAGCAAAGCGUCGUCGAGUGGAGAGUUGUGAAGAACCAAAAUCACUGAUAGUUGUCCAAGAGGAAGAGGAACCAGCAGCAAAAAAGGAUCGGCACUUCUUGGAGUCCACCAGCAUGCCAGUUGCCACAAGUGACUCAGGAGUACAAAGUGGCGAAGACUUGGGAAAUGGUAGUACUGUUCGUGAAACGAGUACAUCACCUAAUCCUCUAGCAUUUGCAAGUAGCUCACAAAAGGAUUCGGCCGAUAUAACACAACUGGAACUGGAAGUUCGAAAUAGUGUACGCAGCCCAGGUUAUGAUCCACAACCUUCUCAAGGACCGAUACCGUGGACUCAGCACACAAAGUACCUUAAUACGUUCCUAGCUGCUGUCCCACAGCCUCCAGAGCUUGUCAGUCACUGGACUUGUAAUGACGUAUCAACGUUUUUACGCAGCAUACCUGGAUGCGCCCAUGCUGUUAAUGCUUUUGCAGAACAAGAAGUGGAUGGUGAUGCAUUAGUACUCAUGUCACAAGACGACUUGGUGAAGGCAGGAGGUCUUAAACUGGGCCCAGCUGUGAAACUGUACAACUGUGUUGUUUUGUUGCGACAGUUGAAAGGUCAGGCAGAAGGACAGAUACUGAGUUGAUUUGUGUUUGAAGUGUGUAUAUACCUGUAUAGUGUGCUGUAAAUUCAGCGUAUGUGGUUAUUGUUGAUAUUUGUGAGAAAUAGCUAUAUCUUUGUAGCUGCUAACUCAACAUGUUUGCCAUGGGAACUGCAUAGACCUUUGUGCAGGAAACUGGUUUGAUAAGUUCUGAGACAGUAUUUCAGCCUUUAUGACAAUGUGCCGCAAGUGCCAUAAUAGACAUAGUUUUGCAACUAGAGCUUUUCGAUUUGUUCUACAGACUGAAAAGAAAAACAUUUUUAUCAAUCCAGUGUGUCUUGAAUGAUAUUAAUAAAUCUGAGGAUGCUUGCUUGAUCAGUUUUUUAGCAAAGUAUAUAGUAAAGAAGGUGAAGUUGCUUUUUUAGUAUGAAAAUGUAUUUCUCACAAUGUAAACUGUAGUGUUUGUAGUCACAGGGCCACUUCUUAGUUACCUUAAAUUAUUAAUAUUCCCAAGUGAUUAUUAGAUCUUUCCAGUGGAAACAAUAAUUUCACAUGUCUUGGCAGAACAUACUUUUUCAUACAGAGAAAGUAACAUAUCACACUCAUAAAUUAUCAUCAUGGGCUGGAAUUUCCAGAGUCACAUUGAUAAGAUUAGAGGAACAAUGGCAGUUACACCCAUUGUUAAGCAGUAUUACUUCUCCUGCAUCCAGUACAUGAUCUGGAUAGUCAUAUGCCCAGAACUGACUAAUUUACAUUUUUCACUGUAAAAAUAAUUUCAAUUAUAUAAGGGUAUAUAUUUUCACUAUUAUUGUUUUGGACAGAUGACAAACCAAAUAAAUUACAAAUGUUUGCUAUACAAGGAACUUACUAUCAUUGUUCAUUUGAAGCUAUAUGUGUAUUGGAAUAAAUGAAAUAGCUCAGGUAUAUAGUUGUAUCACAGGUACCUACUAUGUCAUGAAGACUCACCAGUGUGUUGGCCUACUUUUUUCUCAGCUGUCCAUCAUUACACCUCUUUGAUACUGGUUAAGUGUUACUGGCAAGAGCAGAGUUGCAAAUCUACAGUGGCUGUCAUCUCAGCAGUUACUGCUCUUCUGCAUUCAUAACAGAUAUGUUGUCAGAUGGUGAGAGGGCAGCUGAAAGCAUAUUAUUCAUAUUAACAUUACAAAAUCCAUAGACUACGGUAGUCCUUGUAAGUGGUAAAAGCAGUCUGAUAGAGGAGCAUAUUGAUUUGGUGUUGAGACCUUAUGAAGAGGAAAAUAGGCUACAUUGUGAUAAAAAAAAUUCAAAUAAGGGAAGUAAAUAAUCCACUAUUUGCUCCAAAACCCUAUUUUAACAAGGAGGAAAAAUGCAAAAUAGAAAUACUGUACCAACUUUUCAGAAGAAAAGUCUCCUCUUCUGAUAAACAUGUAGGAUGUAUAGACGGGGAGAUCAACUUUCAAUUCUGAUGUAGAAAGGUGAUAUUGAAAGUAUAUCACUCUGUUCUAAAUUUUUCUGUUGGUUUCAUUUGAAGGUGUGAAUUAAUUAGGGCAAAAAAUAUCACAAGUGGGUGCCCUUAAAUCAGUAAACAUACACACAAAAUUGCUAGCUUUGCCCAAUACUAUUAAAAUGUGUUCUACAUUGCAAGCUUUUACUGUUGUAUAGAAAAAAUUGAUGAGAUAUAAUUUCAUUGUAUUUGUUAUAGAACGGCAUUAUGAAGUAUGUAAUGCAAGGGAAAGCGGUGUUUGUUGAGGAAGAGGGACACUGAAAGCCAUGAUGUGCAUUUGUUCAGGAAGAGAAACAGCAAAAGACAAAUGAACUUUUAUUAAUUUUAUCUGUUUCAAUAUUACUGAACUUAUUUUUGUCCUUUCUUGUGUGUUCAUUGUUUUUGUUGUUGAAUUAUCAGCCAUUGAUGUUUCUCUCUGUGUGUAGCAUUUUCCUUGUGCCUUGUGAUACAACUUUUGCAGGAUAUUUUACAUGUUUAUUGCUGAAAUGUUAAGACUUUCUGUGUUUGCAAGCAAAAUAAGAAAAGGGUGUAUUACUUCUGAAACCAGUAAUUACUAUGAUUAUCCUGUGUAUAUGUAUAUAUAUGUAUGAGUGUGUGUGUGUGUGUGGUAUAAAUUUUUUGUACAAAAAAUGAAUUUUGACAUGUAUAUUCCAUUAUAAAAAUGAGGAAGCCGCAUUAUUUGUUUUGUUUU